This is a messenger RNA of Xiphophorus maculatus (southern platyfish), 5410 nucleotides long. RefSeq names its product sarcolemma associated protein (gene slmapa). Gene Ontology annotation, biological process: regulation of membrane depolarization during cardiac muscle cell action potential; regulation of voltage-gated sodium channel activity; protein localization to plasma membrane. The record is from RefSeq and is a predicted model, not a curated record. The transcript has 25 exons. NCBI's taxonomy places the organism in Eukaryota, Metazoa, Chordata, Actinopteri, Cyprinodontiformes, Poeciliidae. Bases 1366 to 4125 code for a protein of 919 amino acids. Gene Ontology annotation, molecular function: protein binding.
CACGCCUGUCUGCUUUCUACUUCCAGUAUGGCGGCAGGGACUUGCGGAGGAGGACAACUUCUUCUAGAUUCUCUCCAGAAAACCGCCGGAAGCCAACAGCUGUAAUAAAACACCACCACCGCAAACUGGAUUAGGACUAAUACAGGGAACGACAGCGCAACCAGCGUCCUCCAGUGAGGUUCCCCCGAAGCACAGCAGCAGUGUGAUGCGCGGGGAGCCGCAGUGAAGAAGAAACUCCCCAGAUUUUUCCGCGUCUCUCUCCGCUCUGACUGUCAGUUAGCCGGCUAGCUGCUAGCUAGCUCACCUUUGCGCUUGCGUUCGCGGUGCGGGACUGUUUGUAGCCAAUGACGCCUCGGCUUGCUGGUUUUAUUUGCUACUGGAGACAGGUAUGGCAUAUCGCUUCCACUCGGUAAGCGAACUGGUUGAUAAGGGUGGGGAGAAAACAUUGGAGGACUUGAAUGAUAACUUUGGAAGUACUCAUUAGCCUAGCAUAGCCUAGCCUAGCUGGUUGAACGCCAGAGACGUUGGUCGAGAGUUAGAGAUAAGCGUUUUUGCUGUAAAAGACGACUUACUAAUCCCCUGAAUAUUGGCUGUUGAGUGUUUUGAGGCAUAAAUUCCCAUCGGACUGCUUUAACCGACCCACGGGAGUGUUUCUGGCUCUCCGGCUCUGCUAGGUGUUGUUAGCGGUCUCGUAGGUGCACUGUGGAGGGAGUGGUGACCCGACGUGAGGUGCCAAGAUAAGGCUCCCUGUAUCAGGGUAACAAGGUCACCCCGAUUAUCAUGUGCCGUUUAGACGAACAGCAAAUGACACUCGAUUAAAGUGCGUGUGGACCGGCUUGUUGUUAGCCUGCUGCCGGCAGGUAAACGCAUCACAGCUCGAAAAAAAGGCGCAAUAGUUCAGCAAAUGUAGGGAAUAAACAGGUGGGUUUAUUUAUUUGGAGGAACUUCUGCUGUUUUGUGCGACGAAAGAUAAACUUUGAAUGGUUUUACUUCCCAGCUCCACUGCUUGAAUAGUUUGAUGGACGUGAGGGGCUGUUUGCCAGGCUGUCAGUGCUAUAAUCAGUCAUGUAUGUCUUGACACAUGGCACCUUGGUCUGUACAUAGUGUUUGCUGUCAGAUUUAAGCGUCGUUAUGUAGCUUUAGUGGGGAGCCAUUGAAAAAGGAAUGUCUUGUCUUUUUAUACAUGUUUGGUUUGUUUUUUAUUUUCCUUUUCCUCCAACGAAGGGCAGUCUAGUUGAGUCAAAGUGCAGUCCCGAGAGCGUACAGGGGACAAUGCUUAUCAGUUAGUGCCUAGAAGAUUACAGAACUCGGAGAUCUGCCUGCAGACAGGCCUCAGAUAUUGUAGAUUAUUCUUUUUUAGGGGGGAUGCACCAAAACCCUGCCAAUCUGGAUCAGGAAAACCUCUCCAUUGUGUCUGGUUGGAGUAACACACUCAAGCCAAAAUCAAUGCCUUCAGCACUGGCCGUGUUCACCUGCCGACCCAACUCGCACCCAUUCCAGGAGCGGCAUGUGUACCUGGACGAGCCGGUCAAGAUCGGAAGGUCUGUGGCUCGCUGCCGACCGGCCCAGAACAACGCCACCUUCGACUGCAAGGUGCUGUCCAGGAAUCAUGCUCUUGUGUGGUUCGACCACAAGACCGGGAAGUUCUACCUUCAGGACACUAAAAGCAGCAACGGGACGUUCAUCAACAGCCAGAGACUGAGCCGAGGGUCCGAGGAGAGUCCGCCCUGCGAGGUUCUGUCCGGCGACAUCAUUCAGUUUGGGGUCGAUGUCACCGAGAACACACGCAAAGUCACCCAUGGCUGCAUCGUGUCAACAAUCAAACUGUUUCUACCUGAUGGGAUGGAGGCCCGCAGACGAAGCGAUGUCAUCCAGACUCCAUUACCACUACCUAUAGACAAGGUGGCAGCCAACACUCCCAGUAUGUACUCUCAGGAACUGUUCCAGCUCUCCCAGUAUUUACAGGAGGCCUUACACAGAGAGCAGAUGUUGGAGCAGAAGCUGGCCACUCUGCAGCGGCUCCUGUCCACCACUCAGGAGGCUUCAGAGAGCAGCUGGCAGGCUCUGAUAGAUGAGGACCGGCUGCUGUCCAGGCUGGAAGUGAUGGGCAGUCAGUUACAGGCCUACUCUAAGUCGCAGACAGAGGAAGGGAUCCGUAAGGAGCUCCUGGCUCUUCAGGAGGACAAACACAACUACGAGACCACAGCCAAGGAGUCCCUGAGGAGAGUCCUGCAGGAGAAGAUCGAGGUGGUCAGGAAGCUCUCUGAGGUCGAGCGGUCGCUGAGCAACACGGAGGACGAGUGCACCCACCUGAAGGAGAUGUCUGAGCGGGGCCAGGAGGAGCUGCAGGAGCUGGCCAGCAAGUACAACGCUGCCGUCAACGAGAUCAAGGAGCUCACAGACAAGAUCAAGGCGGCGGAGGGCAGGCAGGAGGAGCUGACGCUGCAGGGAGUGACGGAGAAGCGGGAGCUGGAGAUGCGGAUCGAAGAGAUGGAGGAGAAGGAGCAGGUUCUGCAGGCCCGCAUCGAGGCUCUGCAGGCCGACAACGACUUCACAAACGAGAGGCUGGCCGCCCUCCAGGUGCGGUUAGAACAGCUGCAGGAGAAAAGCAACAGUAUUGAUGUCUGCCCCGGAUCGCUAGAGGAGCCUGUGGAAGUCAAACAGAACCUGCAGACCUCUGAGAACCGGGACGAAGACGAGGCGGAAACAGACACCGAUGAUGGUGCAGUUGGUGAAGAUGGAGAGAACGAUGACAACUGUCAUGUCAACAGUGGAGAAGACUCGACUAGAAUCCCACAGUUGAUUGAGUGUCCGCCCGUCAAGCAGCUGAAGGAGAACGUCUGCUCUUCCAUACACAAACUGGCCAACUUUGAUGAAGUGAUGGACGCCCACCUGCAGAACAAUCAGGCGCCAGAAGACGACCUGCUGGCCAGCCCCGAUCGCCUCAAAGGAAACCAGAUGGACGCCAAAGAGUCCGACAUGUCCGACACGCUGAGUCCCAGCAAAGACCGCAGCAGCGACGACACGUCAGACGGCAACAUGAACGACCAGGAGCUGAACGAACCCCAGAACAGAGUCGCUCUCCUCAAAGCGGAGUUGAAUCGAGCCGGUCUGGACGCUGGAGACACGGAGAACGUCAUCAGCUACCUCCACAGAGAACUUCUGGAAGCCCAGGACUUGGCCAACACCGGGAAGCAGAAAUGUCUGGAACUACAAGCUCUGCUGGAGGAGGAGAGGAGGAGUAACUCCAAGCUGACCGAGGAGUCGACCAAACAGAUCCAGUACCUGCAGACUCAGCUCGGGAAGCUGCAGGCCGACAUGGAGGCCCUGAAGGAGCAGAGGGAGAGCACCAUCUGCAGCACCAGGGAGGACCUGUACUCCGCCCAGGAGGAGAUUCUGGUCCUGCGACACGCCAUGGAGACGGUCACAGCCGAGCGUGAGCGCGAGAUCGCCGCCCUGCAGGCGGACCUGGGCGGUGUGCGCACGGAGCUGGAGCACUGGAGGAGCACGGCGGCCAAGUACGAGGAGGAGAUCAGCCGGCUGCAGGAGGCCUUUGCUCAGCAGCAGCAGCAGCAGCAGCAGAACACGGCCAGCCAGCUGCAAGAGGAGUGUGCAGCUUUGCAGCAGCGCUGUGCGUCUCUGCAGCAGGACUGUGACUUUCUGAGAGCUGAGCGGAGAGACCUGACGGACAAACUGCAGCACCUGGAGGCGGAGCUCAGCAGCACCAGGGAGCAGAGUCUGGUCCUCAGCAGCAGUCUGGAGUCUCUGGAGAAGCGGAAAGAGGUUCUGCAGGACAAACUGGGUUCUCUGGAGAACCAGCACCUGGAGGACGCCAGCCGGCUGAAGACACAGCUGGACCAGGCCCAGGCCCGAACACACACCCUGCAGAAAGAGUACGAAGACACUCAGUCUCAGCUGUUUGACCUGCGGCGGCGCUACGAGAAGACGGAGCAGGAGAAGCUGAACAUCCACCAGGAGCUGGAGCAGUGCCGCAGCAGCCUGAAGCUGCUGCAGGACAAGACCAGCUCUAGCGGCUGGAGCCCCUGGAUGCCGGUCAUCGCAGUGAUGGUUGCCGUGACGGCAGCUGUCCUUUACCCCAACCUGUCCAAGAGCAGCGCUGCCUGAGACGCCGCCGCGCCGCUUUGUGUAAAAAAGCAAAAACAAACACACAAAAAAAGAAAGAAAGAAAUAUUGUACAUAAUUGUAGAGGGAACGUGGAGGUCGUGUUUCCUGCAGAGGACUCGGAUACUUCCUGGUUUAUUUUUUUGGAGUUCUGUCAUUUUUAUCUUCUGAUUCUGGUCGGGUCUCUCUGGGUGACGAAGCGCCGAAGGUGAAACGUUCCAGCUCGAGUUUUUUUUUCUCUUCUGAAAUAUUUACAGAUAUUUAUAUCAAAAAUCUGCAUCAUUUACUCCAAAACAAGAAGAGAUUUCCCUGUUUGUUUUUGGAGCAGAUGAUUCCACGUUUGGUUACUUCCUCCAACAGUUAACACUAGCAGUCUGGGAAACAAUCCGCUGGGAAGCGUUCACACCGAGGCGUCACGUUUUUGUUCUUCUUCGGGGAAAUUUGGGGUUAAAACUUGAAGCCAAAUUGUUGAAAUUCAGAUUAAUAUUUUUUACUUUUCUGUUUUGGUUUUUAGUUGUUUGUUUUUUAGGGGGUGCAGGAAUCGGGGGGUUUAAGUGCCUCUGAUGUUACUAACAAACACUGCAGUUUGUGUGCAGAGAAACACACAUUUUGACCACCAGAGGCCCGUCGGCGUUAAGAGUCGGACUGCGAUGUCAUCAUUUUGGCAAAUGAAAACAGAAAAUCUUCACGAUGUUCAUAAUUUAUCAGAGAACGGGAAAGUUUUGGUCAUAUUGGAGCGAGAAAAAAAAAGUUAAAAAUGCUUCCUGCUAUGAUUCUUCAGAGAAAAUUGAACUUUCAAGUCCAGAUUAGAGAAACAAACGUAUUUAUGACAGUUUGAGUCCAAAUCUUAACGUCGGGUUUUGUUUUUUUAACACAUCUAAGUGCGUCACAAACAGCUAACAUGGCCGCCGACCCGCAGCGCCGGGGCCUCUGAACGUUUGUUUUUAUUCUUCAACAGUAACGAGCUCUGUGGGUUUGUGUCGGUUCACACGUUGGGCAACGUUCGUCAUCGUCCGUGUUAAUCUGUCUCGUCUCCGUGUCGAUUCAAAUAAUAAUGAAUAAAUAAUAAUAAAAGACAGCGAACAAAUAUUCCUGAUGUUUGAAGAAAAAACACUAAAGUUACAGAGAGAAUUGUAAAAUAAAAGGUUGAUGAAUGACGUGCGACUAGACUUAUUUUGUUGAGACUGUUUAGAGUUAUGAGAGGUGAGAGCUGUUGUAGAGAAAUGUUAUUGAAUAUAUGCAGAGAAAUGUUUUUGGAUUAAAGUUGUAGCAAAGCUGACCCACCAAA